Colletotrichum godetiae is the source of this 1998-nucleotide messenger RNA. RefSeq lists its product as uncharacterized. Gene Ontology annotation, molecular function: DNA binding. Bases 1 to 1998 code for a protein of 665 amino acids. NCBI's taxonomy places the organism in Eukaryota, Fungi, Ascomycota, Sordariomycetes, Glomerellales, Glomerellaceae. The record is from RefSeq and is a predicted model, not a curated record. The transcript has a single exon.
AUGGCGCCGGCUCGAAUCAUCGCGGACUCGGAUGACUCCGACGACGAUUUCGACUCACGAGACACUGCCCCGAAACCUACGACUUCCGUGAUACCGAGCCAAGGCCGCUCCUCCGACCCCGUGAGCGUCGCGACCAACUCGACAGACCCCAAGUUCUUUCAAGCGAUCUACACCGAGCAGCAGCGUGCGGCAGCCAACGACACAUUACCAAGGCCAGACGGAUCAUCCGCAUCAAACGGUGCAGCGCUCAGCUCCAUGCCAGCACAGAUCAAAGCGCAAAUGGAGAGGAGCGACACUGGUACCUCGUCGCUCACCUCAGCCAGCGAUCUGAUCGCAGGGUUGGACAGUCCCGAGGGACAGGAACCAGAGGUGGUGGACCUCACGGAAGUCGCAUCGCCUAAGAUGCUCGCCGCCCAUGCGACUCCCGACGACAUGUGGGAUGUUCCCAGCAGCCCGGUCGGCGGCCGAGCGCCUCUGGCCAGCCUCGCGAAGAGCAGAGCAUCAACCAGUGGUACGAAAAGGAAGCGAUCGAACAAUGUGGAAUUCACAUCACCGGUGGCUAUCGAAGUGCCUUCGCAGGGCUCCACGCAACCAUUCGACGCUACCCCUGCAGCGAGGAUGGAGAACGGGAAGAGGGCUCGACUCAGGAACCCGGACUUAUCUUUAUCGGCCGAGGAGGACGACAUUGAUAUGGUGGUGGUACCACAUACAGCUGUGGUACCCUCAUUUGGCGACCUCGUCUCUGGUCAGAAGCCUGUCUCGAUGUACAUCGAGUCCCAAACACUGAGUGCGAGUCAAAAGUUGGAAUAUGAAUAUCACUCAGUUGGCCCGUCUCCAGAGGAUCCAGCACUCACUCCUACUCAGCCAUUCUCGACUCUUCAAGCUGCGGCUAGGUCAAGUGGGGCUACGACUAUUGCAUAUUCCACGCCGAGCCAGACUCGAGUGAUUGGCUUGCCUCCGGCACCAGCCGAAGGUCAUCUCACACUAGACACAGUGCACGAGCAAGCUCAGGAAGGUUUCGGAGUGUCAGUCGAUCCAGAGGCGACUAUAGAGAUACAAUCUUCACCAGAUAUAAUAUCUGCAGCAUCAGUACGUCGGAAUAGGAAGAACUUGAGGGAGGAAUCCCCAAAGACGACAAAGUCUCGCCAAGAAGACGACGGCUGGGAUUCAGACGCCAUCGGCUUCCCUCGAGAAUCAUACAAGCCUCGUCUUAGCCGACGCAGAGGUAGUGACACUAGCCGGCAGGACGACGCUAAGGUUCUAGAAAGCGCCGAGAUUCCUGUCGCCGAUAUGGGCCCAGCCGCGCAACUGCUCUUGGAGGAGCCCGUUUCGACGAGCACAACGAAACCAAAGAAGAGGGGACGGCCGAGAAAGUCGGACACCGCUGUAGUGGAAAGUCCGGCACCCACUGAGACCUCGGCCACGCCACGGACCACCGACGCAAGCGAGGUCGUGAAGGAUUCUACAGGAACAGAAGUUGCAACGGCGGCUACGCCAUCGACCAAGAAGAAGCGCGGGCGGCCAAAGAAGGCGGACAAGAACGCAGUAGAAAGCGUGCGGCAAGCGACUGAAAAGCCACAUCAUGCACCUGAAGUGGAGCAUCCUACGACGGAGGGGAAACAUGCGGGCGAUGCCUCAUCGGGCAAGGCGGCAAAGCGCAGCAAGGGCGAGCACGUCGCUACCCAGCAAGGUUGCACAGCAGACGCGGGCAGCGGCCCCCGAGAGAAGGGCAGCAACGAUCGGGUGCUGCAGCCAGUGACGCCUAAUGCGGCGCUCAGCAAGUCCGGUUCCGACGGACUGGGACCGCAGAGCGCGGCAGCAGCAGAGGGGAAAGUAGCGUCGACGACAGAUGGCGACAAGUCUGGGAUGGCAGGCAAAGGUGAGGGGAAACAGAGGUUGUCGACGCCUGCAUCUUCCUCGGCGACGAAGCCUAUUUAUCGGGUGGGACUCAGCAAGAGGUCGAGGAUUGCGCCGUUGCUCAAGUCACUGAAGAAAUGA